CGACGGCCCCGGCGCCGCCUCCCCUCGGCGGGCAGGGCCGGCCCCGGCAGCGCCGCCCCGUUCUCUCUCUCUCUCCCUCACACACAGAGACACGGACACGGGGAGACGCUUCCUGCGCCGGGCCGGCUUCCUCUGCCGCCGCCCCGCAGACCUGAGUUUCCGUUGUCACUUCUGUAUUAACUGAUGGAAGAUGUGUAGCUGAAUGAAUUGGUGCACGUAACACGGCUUCAAGAUACUGUGAGAAUGGUGUUGGAUCUAAAGUUGCUAGAUGCAUCUGAAUUGCACCUGGAGGUAGACUUCUACCAAGAAGAUGUGCGGCUCCUUGAAGGAUGAGGAAGGCAUGCUCCUGAAUGGCACAAAAUGCCUCCAGGCCACCAGUAUGGACCACAUCAUCUGCUGGGCAGAGAAAAACUUCAGGGCUUUCUCUUCAGUGAUGUCAGUCAUAUGGAAGAGGUUAUACUGUAAAAUUAGCAGUUGAUUAAAAAGGAGAAACAAUCUUUUUCUACUGUGGAUAAUUGAGAGAGACGAUGUGGCUAAGUAUGAGGAAGGAAAAAACACGCCUUAUUUGUGCUCCAAGCGGCAGUGGAUUUAUAAAUGUUGUUGAAGAUAGCCAUGGUGAUGAGAGACCAGACUGCUGUGCUACAUAUCCAGAGUACGGGCAGUCGAGUGCACGUCGUGAAGUUAUUGUGGCUUAAUGCUCAGCGCUUGGUAGCUGACAGGAGGCUGACAGUUCAUGUGAUCCCCCAGCUAGCUGCGAGAUAAGUCACGUCCUCCCCUGCCCAUAGUCAGCCUUGUGCGUUGUCAGCGUGAGAGUUUGGCAAGUCCCAGUAUCUGUCUGCCUCAACCCCCUAUCUGUGAAAUGAGAGCGAGGCUUCCUUUCUCUUCGUGCUUCAUUUUUAGAAUUUAAACUGCCCGGGGAAAGCCACAGUCACACAUACGUGAUGUUCGUAGUGGUCUUAGUAGGCCUUCCAGUUUGAUAGCAGGAAGGAGUAUCAUGAAGCCCGGAGCAAGGAAUCAUGAAGUAAGGAACAAGGAAUACAUCUUUCUAGGAGUGUAUGUCUUUGUGUCUACAGUAUUUAAGACUAUCAGUAUCUCCUAUGAUUAAGAUUAUUUAAUACUUCACAUCGUAAAGGCAGGCUUUCAGGUUUUUGAUUCAGUUUCAUUCAAAAUGUAAACUAUCUGAAACACUUAUAUCUAGGUUGAGCCACAAAACAUUAAAACAAACAAAAAACUCCACCCAACCAUUGUUUCUGAGAACACAGAGGGAAGGUUUCUUAAUGAUUAAGAAUAUAAUCCCUUGCAGCUGCUCUGAUGGAGCUAUGAUGUCUGUGUUCUGGAGCAGAGGUGGCUGGCUCUUUCUUAACAAGAAGCCUUGCUCCAUCUCUGUUCUGUGCCUCUGAGAGCUUGCAAAUGAUGGCAGCUUUCUGGAAAACUGUUUUGAGCAUUUGCUUUAAAGACUGGUUGGUGUGGCACCUAUUUCUGCGUAUUUCACAUCUAACCCCCUGCUAAGAACUGGCCAACGUGUGGGCCAGCGCGAUGUCGUGGGGGUUUGGUUCCUGGGGAGGGAGGGAUGGGAAGGCUAAACGAAGCUUAGCCCUGGGUAGCCCUCUAAACCACCACUCUGUGUCUGCUGUUGAUAGAGCACAGAUUUAUGUCAUGGUUCCUUGUGUUCUCCUCUCUGUGGCCCCUACUUCGAGCAGCGCCGCAGCAGGCGGCAGUCUGUCUGAGGGGAAGGCGUUCUUGCAGGUUUGUUUUCCUCUUUAGAAACCCAUCGGCCAACAUUAAUCAAACGUGAUGUGGGGAUAGAAGUCUCAAAGAGAAACUAAUUCUAGCUAAUGCUAGCUGUCUUCUCUCUUGGUGUCUGCACGUUGCUAAACUGCAUAAAAUUCAUAUAAGAGAACGUAUUUAUGCCCUAACCAGAGAAAAGAGAAUCGUUGAUGCUUAAAUCAUGAUAGAAAAUGGCUACGUAUUUUGGAGAGUGCUGCGGUGUAAGCUUAGGUUAGGAAAUGCUAGAGUGAAAAGUCUGUGGUAGCCUCAUUCGUAGAGUUGUGUACGUGGUGUUGGGCAAGGCCCUUAGGGACUUGUUGGGUGUUUCUUCUCCUUUCUGCCCUUCUCCAGAUGUUAAGGGAUUGAUUUAGAAGUAGCUACCCCUGUCAGUGCUUAACAGAAGCUUCGAACCUAUACAAUCCUAUAAAGACACAAAACAGCCUCACAACUUGGGCAGCCUGCAUUAUCUUACUUCAGGUGGCACUUUUGGCCUUAGUGUCUGUUUCCCAUUCUGUAAAUUAGGAGAAGUAAUUUUCCAUCGCAGAAUUACUAUGACAACUUCACAGGAGUUCUCCAAAGAUUGACCUGUUAAUGGUUUUGAAGCCAUUAGUCUGGUUUAAAAAAUAAAAGAUCUUAGGCUUGUAUGGUGUUCAUGAAUUCAGUGUUGUGUAAUGUUGUUGUAAACCAAAAAAUGUACAAUAAAUAAGGCAUGGGACCUCCUCUAGUAAGGAAUUGAGAAUAGCCACCCAUGGAACGAGGCCAGCUCCGUAAAGAUCAGCAUGGGUGUGAUCCUCCACACAGCUCAGAAGCCAGAUCCAGUCUUUAGGAUCCUUUUGCCUCGCUUGGUGCCCUUGUCCUCAGCAUCUGGGAAAUGGCUGAUGGAGCACUGAACCGCAUCCGAACAGUGGUGCUCUUCUUCCAUCCUCUCUUACUAGAGAUCAUCUCCCCGGUGCUGCGCUUGCACCUUGUCCUCCCAGCAAGCGGCCAGCAGCUGGGUAAUGGAUGCACCUGCAGGUGGUGGCAAGGGUCAGAUCCUCUUUACCAGCCGUCGUGUGAGCAGAGAUUGGGCCAGCAUUUGCAGCAUGCUACGGUGCAUCCACCGCACAGUCCAGCGGAUGGGCGGGGGAUGCUGGAUGUCCUCUUUUAUGGACGGCUUGCAUUCUGGCGUCCUUAAUUUCUGAGCACUGAGAUGUGCGGUGUUCAGCGUCUCCCUGACAGUUCUUCGUGUAGCUGCUCUGUGAGCUGCGGAGUAUUUGAUGGUGCUGCGUCAGAAGCAGGUGAAGUUGCUGAAUUUCACAGUCGGUGCAAAAAAAGUUAUUCCUUUCUUUGUACAAUGGAACCAGAUGUGCAACUGGAGUUUUUACAGGGAACUUUAAUUCUUCAAUAACAGUGAUUGGGACUUUUAUUCUCAGUAUUGGCACUGUUAGAGCACAUGAUUCAUUUUUGUCUCAUGCUAGCUUUAGCAAGGAAACCACAUGCAUAUUGCAGCCUACCAAGGCUGUAGAGAAGUACAUUUCCAAUUGCAGGCAGACCAGCCGUCGAGGAUACUUACUUAUUCCAUGGAAGCUGCGUCCUGUGUUACAAAGUAGACUUGGGAAAAAAUGAAUCUCUUGCACAGAUGUGUUUUGCCUUCGCUGUAGGCAGCAGUUCUGCACUGUAUGAAGAAUUGAGCUGACGAUAAUGCUCCAUUCUUGAAAUCUGAGUUAGUUUUUGUAGGUUGUUUAUGCUGGCUGCUUCCCCAUCCUCCACCACAACCCCACGCUGCAUUUGUUGAAUUUGUUUCAACAGCCCCCGGAAAGGGCUGAGUUGAGAUUAGAGCCUGGGUUUUAUACCUGUGCAGUAAUCCUUAGAGCUGAGGGGAAGGGCUCUUGUUGUGAUAGCUGCUGGAGUUUGCUAAGAGCUUCUGGCAUCGUGUCUGAGUGCAUUGCAUUGAUCCGGGCUUGCUGGGAGAUGGCAAACGCAAACACAGGUUUGUCCACUGAGCUGGAACUCUAGGUGAACUCCAGAUAACUGGGUAAUGUUUGAUAAAGUCGAUGGGUUAUCUGGAAGGAGACGUGGCCAUUUGUGAAUCCGAAACUCGAAGCUCUUCAGCUUUGGUUUUCAUUUGAAUGCCUGCAUCCUCUCUGGUUUGUCUGGUUUCUUUGUUAGACACUUGUUUUUCUCCCAGGGGCUGCUUUUUUUUUUUUUUUCCUUUUCCAAGAACCAAGUCAUGUUGGCAGGAGCUGUGGAAGCUGAAUGUCGUUCUCCUUGAGUGUUUGCUUGCAGAAUAAUUCAAAUGACACUUUCCUCCUCGAGGCAUCUGCUUUGUUUUUGAAGAUGGGAAAGAAGACAGAUGCCCUGCUGUCUGCCCUCCUUCCGUCUGGGUCAGGCUGCGUGGCUGAAGGGACGAGGUAGGCGGCUGGGGGGCUCGCGCCGCUUCCCUGCUGAGCCGCUGGGAGCAUGGGGACAUGGCAGGAAGCUUCGCUCUGCCAGCCUCUCUAGCUCUUGCUGCCACUGCUUUGUUCUCCUCCUGGCUCUGGCUGGUGCAGAGAAUUCACCUGAAGCCUGGAGCUGGCUGCGUGGGGAGCGUGCCUGAUAGAGCCGUAGUCUCCAGCUGCAAAACUGAAUCUGUCCUCCCCCUCUUCCUGCUGCUCUGCAGUCAGCUUCUGAGUCGGGAAUGCAGCCUCCGAGUUGGGUGAAGUCCCCGUUGUGCUCUGCAACUGCUUCCAAAGCAUCUGUCGGCAAGGAAAUCUGACGUCAGCAGUGCCAGGGCGAGGGCUGCCUUGCGCACGUUCGGUCCCCUCGUUCGUCGUGGGUGAUGCCUUGUUGGGAUCGAAGCAGAGUUAGCAGGGGAAAGAAGCCAUCACGAAUGCUGUCUGCAGCCUGGUACUCGCUGUGUGUCUUCUCUGGGUGGAAAAUGUACCCGACAAACUACGUCACAAGCAUGCAGAUGCUGCGUUGGGUUGGGCAACGGGAGGAGAAUCGGCCAGGGCUCCACACGGCGCUCGUAAGGCUUUUGUGGUUCCGUACGGCUCUGCUCAUAAUCAGCGUUAUAAGGGAAUUCCUGUGAAGAAUUUGCUGCAAGCAAAGAUGUGUGAAUUUUCUGCGUGAAGACUCUCAAACUGGAUUACAUAAUAAUAUGACUUAAGCAUGUAUCCUCUGGCUCUCUUAUUUUGAUCCUUAAAAAUGAGUAGGGUUGUAUGUGAAAUUUAACCCAUUUUUGAUGAGUGAUCUAGACAUGAGUUUACAUCGGCAAAUGGGCUCUGAUCGGGACCUCCAGUCUUCUGCUUCUUCUGUGAGUUUGCCUUCGGUUAAAAAGGCACCAAAGAAAAGAAGAAUUUCCUUGGGCUCUCUUUUUCGGAGAAAAAAGGACACAAAACGCAAGUCUAGGGAUUUAAAUGGAGGUGUUGAUGGAAUUGCGAGUAUUGAAAGCAUUCAUUCAGAAAUGUGUACAGACAAGAACUCUAUUUUCUCCACGUGUACCUCUUCUGAUAAUGGAACAACCUCUAGUGGCAAACCAAGCGGAGACUUCAUGGAAUGCCCCUUGUGCCUUUUGCGGCACUCCAAGGACAGGUUCCCAGAGAUAAUGACUUGUCACCAUAGAUCUUGUGUGGAUUGCUUGCGUCAGUAUCUCCGGAUAGAAAUCUCUGAGAGUAGAGUUAAUAUUAGCUGUCCAGAAUGCUCAGAACGAUUUAAUCCUCAUGAUAUCCGUUUGAUACUAAACGACGACAUCUUGAUGGAAAAAUAUGAAGAGUUCAUGCUUAGGCGAUGGCUAGUUGCGGAUCCUGAUUGUAGGUGGUGCCCAGCUCCAGAUUGCGGAUACGCUGUGAUCGCGUUUGGAUGCGCCAGCUGUCCCAAACUUACAUGUGGACGAGAAGGCUGCGGGACUGAGUUUUGCUAUCACUGUAAGCAGAUUUGGCACCCAAACCAGACCUGCGAUGCGGCUCGCCAGGAGAGAGCUCAAAGUCUGCGCCUGAGAACAAUUCGUUCUUCGUCUAUCAGUUACAGCCAGGAAUCUGGAGCAGCAGCUGAUGACAUAAAGCCAUGCCCACGCUGUGCUGCUUAUAUAAUAAAAAUGAAUGAUGGAAGCUGCAAUCAUAUGACUUGUGCUGUCUGUGGCUGUGAGUUCUGCUGGCUGUGUAUGAAAGAGAUCUCAGAUUUACACUAUUUAAGCCCAUCAGGUUGCACAUUUUGGGGAAAGAAACCAUGGAGCCGUAAGAAGAAAAUACUGUGGCAACUCGGGACGCUUGUUGGAGCUCCUGUAGGAAUUGCAUUAAUAGCUGGCAUUGCUAUUCCUGCUAUGAUUAUUGGAAUUCCUGUGUAUGUGGGACGGAAGAUUCACAAUCGAUACGAAGGCAAAGACAUUUCAAAGCACAAGCGAAAUUUGGCCAUAGCAGGUGGUGUAACCCUAUCUGUAAUUGUUUCUCCAGUUGUAGCUGCAGUAACUGUAGGUAUUGGUGUUCCUAUUAUGCUGGCGUACGUGUAUGGAGUCGUUCCAAUUUCCCUCUGCCGAAGUGGAGGUUGUGGCGUUUCAGCAGGCAACGGGAAAGGUGUCAGGAUAGAAUUUGACGAUGAAAAUGAUAUAAAUGUUGGUGGAACAAAUGCAGCUGUAGACACCACUUCAGUAGCAGAGGCACGCCACAACCCCAGCAUAGGUGAAGGGAGUGUCGGAGGACUGACCGGCAGCUUGAGUGCAAGUGGUAGCCACAUGGAUAGAAUAGGAGCCAUCCGAGACAACCUCAGUGAAACUGCUAGCACCAUGGCCCUGGCUGGAGCCAGUAUAACAGGGAGCCUCUCAGGAAGUGCAAUGGUUAACUGCUUUAACAGACUGGAAGUACAAGCAGAUGUGCAGAAAGAACGAUACAGUCUGAGCGGAGAAUCUGGCACGGUGAGCUUGGGAACAGUUAGUGAUAACGCCAGUACCAAAGCGAUGGCAGGAUCCAUUCUGAACUCCUAUAUCCCUUUGGACAGGGAAGGCAACAGUAUGGAAGUACAAGUGGAUAUUGAAUCAAAGCCAGCCAAAUUCAGACACAACAGUGGAAGCAGCAGUGUUGACGAUGGCAGUGCUGCAGGUCGUAGUAAUGCUGGCUGUUCCACGGCCUGCGUGCCAGAAAGUAAAUCUAGUGCCACCAAGUGGUCCAAAGAAACAACAGCAGGAAAAAAAUGUAAAGGUAAGCUGCGAAAGAAGAGUAGCAUGAAGAUAAACGAGACAAGAGAGGACAUGGACGCUCAGCUGUUGGAACAACAAAGCACAAACUCCAGUGAAUUUGACUCUCCCUCUCUUAGCGAUAGUAUUCCAUCUGUAGCAGAUUCUCACUCGAGUCAUUUUUCUGAGUUCAGUUGCUCAGAUAUGGAAAGUAUGAAAACUUCCUGUAGCCACGGUUCCAGCGACUAUCACACUCGCUUUACCACGGUCAGUGUUCUCCCAGAGGUGGAAAACGACCGCUUGGAAAACUCUCCCCAGGCAAGUGGAAUCCCCGCGCCUGUUCCAGCAGCCCCAAGCACUGAUGUUCCACAGCUGAGUUACAUCGCUGAGGAAAGCGUUAAUAAUGCAUCUGCGACAGAUGGAGAGUUAGUUGUUGGUGAAACGCUGAAAGAAACAAACAACAACCAUUCACAACAUGCUGCGGAAUUAAGCACUGCUAUCCAGACUGAAAUUUAAGCCAAAAAGUGCUGCAAAAACGUAUUUACCACUAACAAACCCUGCCUGAAAGCUGGUUGAAUUACAUGUGAUGACUUGCGUAAGUUUCAGGUGACCAGCAGAAGCAAGGUUUUGAUACAACUGUAUUUUAUAUAUACCUGUCUAAUAAAGAAGAGUACUUCAUAUGGAUCCUAGACCUGUGUGAAGGGGCACGAAGGCUUUAACAAGUGCAUUACAGCAGUACAAAUACAUCCAUGUUUUUUUAUUUUUUUGCCACGACUUUGCUUGAAAGCAUAUGCUUGGUGUACUUAGAUAAAAAAUAAAUAAAAAAAUUGGGUAAUCGUUAAUAUGUUAAAUGCUAAAAUGAAUACUGUGUCCUGCACUGUUCACUUGAAAAAUAGGGGGUUUGGGAUAAAUGGGUGUUAGCUGAGCAUUAGUGACUUAAAACCAUUCUAGUGUGAACUCUAAGGGAAGCAAAAGUUUUGCAGAGACCUGUCCAAACAUCUUCCAGCAGUGAAUAUUCAUAAGGAUCGUUUUGUUUCAUAACUGGACACACUAUUUAGAAUGCAUGUAGAAUGAAUUGCGUGUCUUCGGGUGGAUGUAGCCUGUGUCAGAAGCGUUUGCGUGUACACUUUGAGCAAGGUUACGGCAUUUUACAUAGUUUUGAAACAGAAGAAAUUGGUACUUAAUGCGUGGUGGAAUGGAGACAUCACCAGUGAAGAGCAGUGGGGUCACUUAUUUAUUCAUGCAACCAACCAUGCAGCAGAUAAGGCUACUAUAUAUCGUGUAAAACCUGUAGAAUAACAAUCCAUUGAUUUAUAAGCAUUGUAGAAAAGCAGAUGCAGUCACCUUUCAUGAGGGGGGGAAAAUGGUGCCCCAUCCAUUCUUGGUGCCUUCGGAAAAGACUAGGUUUGAAGUGCCUGGUCGUUUGAGGAUUUUACUGUAAUGUUUUCCAGAACGUCCUCUUUGGCCACCUUCAAUCACAAAAUAAAAUUCUAGUGAAUAAAAUGACUGUGGUAGAUAAAUGUAUAAUAAUAAUGAAGUAUUAGCCUACCAAAGACUCACUCAGGCUUUCGUGAAUGACGUUCACGUGACAUCUCGUUGCAAGACGUGCAUACCUGCAGUCCCAGAAUCAGAGUGCAGUGCAAUGACUGCCCACGUGCAAAGAUGGGUUCCAAAUAUGCUGGCUUUUUUUUGUUUCUUUUGCAUACGGAAGAUGUACAGCUGAACACAAGCUGAAGUUGGCCAAAGCGCCUGCACUGUUAAUGUUUUUUUUUUUUUUGCUAUGUAAAUCACUAAAAAUGGGAAAAGAAAUUGUGAAUAUCAGAAUAACAGUUAACAAUGUUCUGUCUUGUGUUUCAUGUAUUGCCAUUAUGGUGCUACUGGAAGUUUGGUUGGAUAAAAAGAAAAUGCCAUGUGCUGCAGUCCUCUUCCAUGACUUACCCUCACCGGUUUCAUUAAUAUGCUUAUAACACUAGUGCCAGUUAUGUUAUUUGAUAAUGCUUGUUACAGUAUUUGUAUAUUUGCAAUUCAGUUUUGCUCAAUAAUAUGCGUGUAAACUGCAUAUCUGAAAUAAAUGUCUAAAUGCUGA
Messenger RNA from Cygnus atratus (black swan), 8978 nucleotides. RefSeq names its product ring finger protein 19A, RBR E3 ubiquitin protein ligase (gene RNF19A). Gene Ontology annotation, biological process: protein polyubiquitination; ubiquitin-dependent protein catabolic process; positive regulation of proteasomal ubiquitin-dependent protein catabolic process. The transcript is spliced from 15 exons. The record is from RefSeq and is a predicted model, not a curated record. NCBI's taxonomy places the organism in Eukaryota, Metazoa, Chordata, Aves, Anseriformes, Anatidae. The coding region runs from base 4970 to 7408 and encodes 812 amino acids. Gene Ontology annotation, molecular function: ubiquitin conjugating enzyme binding; ubiquitin protein ligase activity; zinc ion binding. Gene Ontology annotation, cellular component: ubiquitin ligase complex; cytoplasm.